Leguminivora glycinivorella is the source of this 957-nucleotide messenger RNA. RefSeq names its product kallikrein-15-like. Gene Ontology annotation, molecular function: serine-type endopeptidase activity. The transcript is spliced from 6 exons. The record is from RefSeq and is a predicted model, not a curated record. The coding region runs from base 1 to 957 and encodes 318 amino acids. NCBI's taxonomy places the organism in Eukaryota, Metazoa, Arthropoda, Insecta, Lepidoptera, Tortricidae. Gene Ontology annotation, biological process: proteolysis.
AUGAAUAAAGCAAACUUAGAGAGGUAUAAGUAUUUCAGAAAGAGGUCUUUUAAAUCGGAUGGUCAUGGAAAUAUUUUAAGCCCAAUCCCAAAAAAUUAUACUUCGGAAUCACGUGCUACUUCAAAAAAAUACAGCCAAACACUUAACGUUGUAUUUUCUAAAACAGAACCUUUAACGAAAACUUUCGUAGCUCAAUGGUCCAGCUAUCCUUUUGCGUCGGUUUACGUAUAUGAACCAAAACAGACACAUUGCGAUGCAUCAGGCAUAAGUCCGCACUGGCUUCUAGCUGCCGGGUCUUGUCUAUCACGACACAACUUGGAAUACUCAAUCGACGACAGAUCGGCGUAUGUGACAUACUGCGGAGUACACUGGCGUUCGCCUGAGCGCAUCGCAUACGUCAAAAGAAUACUGUUGCACCCGAAUUUCAAUCUAAGGGAUAAAGUUAGACGACUCCUUUUUAACGUAGGGUUGAUCCAAGUUGUAAGUUCAAUGUCGACAUCUUGCCCUGGCUGGACACCAGUCGCGAUGAUGUCACAUCAGUUCUUCGCAAGCUCGGCGGGUUCUAUGGCUCAGGCAGUAGGCUGGGGCUUGGACAGAUACGGGUCCCAAUAUGCGACUGAGGAGAUACCACACUGUCCACUAACGGUAUACGAAGCCUUAGUAUAUCACGACACAUGCCCGGGAAGUACCACAUUCAGUACAACGAAACAACAAGGCGACAGUGGCGCCGAAAAUGUGUACUGUCUUCUCCUGCCGGUGUAUUCUGGGGAAGAGAAUGACUCCGUGCACGGAGGAAUGUUGCUAGUGGGCGGGAAGAUGAUCGCUCUUUACUUGCAGGAAGAGCGUCGUUCCUGGGGCAGUCAGUCGGCGCAGUACACGGGUGUGUGGCGGCUCCUCCCAUGGAUAACAGAUGUGGCGCAUGAACAUGAAGACGUGGAAAUCCCUAUAGACAUAUAG